AUGGACUACAAAGAUGAUGAACUACGGAGAAACCUACUAGCCUUUGGGGCCAUCGAGAUCCUGAGUGGAACAGUAAUCCUAGCUCUGGGUUUUCUUCUGGGUUCCCUACAAGGCCUAUUUAAUUCCUUCGAGUACUUCUCUUUCUUUCUCAUCUAUACAGGCUACCCGAUAUGGGGCCCUUUGUUUUUUAUUGUUACAGGAUCCUCAUCUCUUGCAGCUGGGAAAAACCUCAGGAAAAUAUUGGAUGACCGCAUGGUUGGGAGGUACAUUGUCAGUGCUAUAAUCGCACUGGUUGGAGCUAUUUUGCUUUCGGCAAACUUAGCAUUUAAUAACGUGUCGUUGAAAAAUUGCGCAUUAUCACCAUCACCGGACUUGUGCCUUUACAUGGGCACCUCGAACAAUGGCCUGAUGACUCUAAUGCUGAUUUUUACCUUACUGGAAUUGAUCAUAACCAUCUCUACCAUAGUUAUAUGCUGGAAAAAAUAUUUACAUUUUUGGUCAGGUGAGGCUGAGGAGGGACGUGUCCCGUGUGCAGGGAGGACGGCGGCCCCUCCCGCCUCCACGGUGGCCCCUUCUACACCCUCCUGUGACGUCAGCGGCCGUCUUUUGAAGGUGGUAGUUUGA
Manis javanica (Malayan pangolin) is the source of this 624-nucleotide messenger RNA. The record is from RefSeq and is a predicted model, not a curated record. Lineage: Eukaryota; Metazoa; Chordata; Mammalia; Pholidota; Manidae.